Molecule: messenger RNA, 1911 nt
Organism: Metarhizium acridum CQMa 102
Lineage: Eukaryota; Fungi; Ascomycota; Sordariomycetes; Hypocreales; Clavicipitaceae
Source: RefSeq, a predicted model, not a curated record
AUGCUGGAUUAUCAAUAUAUCCCACUGGAAAAGUCUCAGCUAAGAGUACUGACCCUCCUAGCUGGCGAGUUUGAUGAUCCUCUGACCGGCGUCUUGACACACCAACAGUUCCUCCCGGGAAUUUCCGACAUUCCAAAAUAUGAGGCGGUAUCAUAUUUCUGGGGUGACCAGAUGGAAAUGACGACCAUUGUCAUCUAUCAAGGUUUCCAUCGGAGGAAAAAACUAAUUAGACCUUGCCUAGCAACUGCCCUGCGGCACUUCAGACAACAAGACCAGCCUCGAAAUCUUUGGUGUGAUUCCAUCUGCAUAAACCAAGACGAUCUUGUCGAACGAGCGGCUCAGGUUCUUCUCAUGGGCGAAAUAUAUCGAGAAGCUGACCGGGUCAUUGUUUGGCUUGGACCUGAAGAAGAUGAUAGCUCCGUGGCUUUGAAGAUACUCGACCACAUUGGAUCCAACGUACGUUUCGAUCCUGCCAGAUAUGAAUUGUCCCCUCUCCCGGGGACGAAUAGUAGAUUAGGAGAUUUGAAUUCGGCCCUCUCGUACAAACAAAGGGAGUGGCUGGCGAUGAAAAAGCUCUUUGCCAGACCUUGGUUCACAAGGCUCUGGGUCAGGCAGGAAAUCGUUCUGGCGAAGCCAUCCGCCAUCGUGGUUGCCGGAUAUUCAACGACCACCUGGACGAGAUUUGGGCAAGCAGUGGGAUGUAUCGAAGUCAAGAUUGCUUUGGGCAACACAAACUCGCCCUUUUUGACUCGUUUCGUCCACGACGUUAGCAAUAUCGUGGCUCUCUUUCGAACCACAUUGUUCAGACAUCCGGUUGCGUUGCUCAAUUUUACGCGCUCUUGCCAGUGCAGAGACGACAGAGAUCGAGUGUACUCGCUCCUGGGUCUCAUUGACUCUAGCUACAAGAUUUGUCCCGAUUACUCUCGAAACGCCAGAGACGUCUGCAAAGAAUUCAUGUUUAGCGUAUAUAGAGAAGACGCGAGGCUGGAUAUGCUAGCAUUUUGCGACUCUACAGCGAGCCCGAGCUGGGUGCCCAACAUUCCGGGGCAGAAUCCUGCCCACCACUUUUGGCGCAACUUUGCUACUGGAUACUCCGAGGCUCGCUUGAACAUGAUGCAAGGGGACGUGAUGGGUGUCAAGGCGGUAAAGUGCGGACUUGUGUCGAAUCUCGUCGGCCACAUACCAAGAGGAUGUGCUGAAGACGAGUUGAAGCAACGAGUAAAGACCAUGUUGAAGCAACAACUUGGUACGGACACUAAGAAGUGGGAACAUGGGGCGACAAUUCAACUCACGCAGGCAUUACUAGGUGGUCACUGGUUCGAAAAUACCGGUCACCAACAUGACCCCCAGUUAAUGGGAGUGGUGUCUGUGCUAAAGAACUGGGUCGUUGAGGAUUUCGGCAGAACCAACGGCCAGGAUGCCUUUUUGGACAUGCUUGUAAUCUGGGCCAUGUUGAACGCGCUGCCUGGAUGGUCCGUCUAUCGAGCAAACAAUAGUCUAUUCGGCAUUUGUUCAAACAUGUGCCUACCCGGCGAUCGAAUAUACGCCGUCCUUGGUUGCAAGGAUCCCAUUAUACUUCGAAAACGCGAGGAUUUUACCUAUUACCGUAUUGUUGGGCCGACAUAUAUCCACGACUUUUCAUGUGGGCAAGCCAUCUUGGGGCAACCUGCUGUUAGUUCAAGCUUCGUUGAUUCAUUUGACAAUCCAUAUUUAAGCUUUGAGAGAGAAGAUGGCUUAGGGAAGAAAGGCGAUCCACAUCUCCAACAUAUCGACUUCCCCUACAAAGUUGAGGACGAUCAUCCACUCUGGCAUAGAAACAAGGGCUCUAUCGGCCGUACCGAGGUUGGCUCUUCGCAUCUUGAAGCAUUCCAUGAACGUGGUGUUCGAGUAGAGGAAAUUCUUCUUCAAUAG